Molecule: messenger RNA, 5059 nt
Organism: Drosophila virilis
Lineage: Eukaryota; Metazoa; Arthropoda; Insecta; Diptera; Drosophilidae
Gene: HDAC6
Product: histone deacetylase 6
Biological process (GO): negative regulation of transcription by RNA polymerase II
Cellular component (GO): histone deacetylase complex
Molecular function (GO): zinc ion binding; histone deacetylase activity; transcription factor binding
Source: RefSeq, a predicted model, not a curated record
AAAACAAUAACAAAAGCAGACGGCGGACAAACACUACUUUGCCGCCUGCCGCCAACCGACCGACCGACCGCCCGCCCGCCCGCGCGCUAACCGACAAGCAUUCGCUCUCAAAUUCCUGGUUCUGGUUCUGAUUCUGGCUCCGUUUCUAGCCCGCUGCUGUGUUGCCAAUUAUCGUUGCAUCCAGCCAUCGCGUCGUCUUGGCCUUGUGUGUGUGUGUGUGUGUGUGUGUGUGUACGCGCAAGAACAGCGUUGAUUAAUUUUUUCUAACGUUGCGCCCAUGUGAAUCCACAGUAUUUUUUUUUUUGUUUUGAAACUUUUCUAAUGUGUAACUAACAGAAACACCAACAACACAGUGAACGCGACUAAAGCAUGUGCAUAGGUAUAAUUUAUAUUUACAAAAAAAAAGCAACAAUAGGCACUCAGCAUAAAAUCAACUGAAGCGCGACAGGCACGGCAGUAGAGACGGACAGAGACGAGGCAGACAGACAGACCGACGGACGGACGGACGGACGGAGAAACAGACGGACAGGCAGCAGGGCAGGCGAAAACUGGCGCAGCGUGAAAGCGAGCGAGAUAGCAAAUAAUCACAUUGAAGCAAUAAUAAAUACUGCACCAGAUUUAAGCUAAUUAUAAGAUACCAAGUUAUAGUUCAAAUUCAAAUCAAUACGCUGCGAAAAUCCGAGUUGUGCUUAUCACGCAACAGUAGCAGCAACAACAAUAGCCAAAAAAGUAUUACAUACCAAUACAAAGAAACGACGACCCACACGGACGAACGCACGCACGCAUUGUUGCGCCCACUUCAAAACAAGAGCAAAAGAGCGCCAGCAACAACAACUUAACGAAUAUAUAGAUAGAGUGAGAGCAAGAGAGUGUGUGAGCGCAAAAUCCCCGCGUCAAUUUUAAGCUUCAACUUCGGCUUAAGCUUGCACGGCAUCAGCAGCAACAACUACAACAAAAACAACAAGAGAGAUAAUCAUGAGCUCACCGAUCGUAACGCGACGAGGCGCACAACAGGCCAAAAUACAAACUCGCGCCAUGGUCAAGUCGAAGUCGACGUCGACGUCGUCGUCAUCGGCGACGGCGGCGGCGGCGGCAGCAGCAGCAGCAGCGAACGCAGCGACGGGGCCGAACGCCAACAGCAGCAACGGCGCCGGCAGCUGCGGUCCACGCAAACCGAGUCCAGCGCUUCAGGAGGCAAAACGUCGGGCGCGGAACAUGCUCAAAUCGCAGAACAACGGCACAGCCGCCCAGCUGGAGCCAGUUAUCGAUAUCUUUCAGAAUGCCCUCAACGCGAAGAGCAUGCAUCGUGGCCCCACCGCGCUCAUCUAUGAUGAGACCAUGAGCGAGCAUUGCUGCCUCUGGGACAGCACACAUCAGGAGCGACCCGAACGCUUUACGCGCACCCUGGAGCGAUGUCGCGAGCUGAAGCUAGUGGAGCGUUGCCUGCAGCUAAACUCCCGUCUGGCGACAAAGGACGAAAUCCUGAAGCUACACUCAAUGGAGCAUUACGAGCGACUGGAGCAGACGUCGGCCGUGCACGAUGCGGAGGCUAUGGAGGAGCUAAGCUCCCAUUAUGACGCCAUCUACAUACAUCCGUCCACGUUCAGGCUGUCGCUCUUGGCCAGCGGCUCGACCAUAGAGCUGGUGGAGCAGCUGCUGCUGGGUAAGGCGCAGAAUGGCAUGGCCAUAAUACGACCGCCGGGCCAUCAUGCGAUGAAGUCGGAAUUCAAUGGUUAUUGCUAUUUUAAUAAUGUGGCGCUUGCUGCACAGCAUGCUCUCGAUGCGCACCAGCUGCAGCGCAUCCUGAUUAUCGACUACGAUGUGCAUCAUGGCCAGGGUACGCAGCGCUUCUUCUAUAACGAUUCCAGGGUCUUGUAUUUCUCGAUACAUCGCUAUGAGCACGGCAGCUUCUGGCCGAAUCUGCAGGAAUCGGAUUACCAUGCGAUUGGCGCUGGCUCCGGCACCGGCUACAAUUUCAAUGUGCCGCUGAAUGCCAAGGGCUUGGGCAAUGGCGAUUAUAUGGCCAUAUUCCAGCAGCUGCUGCUGCCGGUUGCCAUGGAAUAUCAGCCGGAGCUGAUUAUUGUCUCGGCCGGCUAUGAUGCGGCCCUGGGCUGCCCGGAGGGUGAGAUGGAGGUGACGCCCGCCUGCUAUCCGCAUCUGCUCAAUCCGCUGCUGCAUUUGGCCAAUUGCCGUGUUGCCGUUGUGCUCGAGGGCGGCUACUGUGUGGAAUCGUUGUCCGAGGGCGCCGCCUUGACGCUGCGCGCCCUGCUGGGUGAUCCGUGCCCGGCGCUGGUGGAGCCGCUGCAGUUGCCCAGCCCGGUGCUGCGCGAGGCCCUGCUCAACUGCAUCUAUGUGCAUCGUCCGUACUGGCGCUGCCUGCAGCUGCAGCAGACCUAUACGCCCGGCGAACUGCAGUCGGCCAGCACGAUUCCGUUGCAUCGCGUGCAGCGCAUUUGGCUGGGCGGCCCGCCGCCAGCGCCAGAUCAGCGCUAUCCGACGCGCGGCACCUCCGCCCAGCUGAGUGCCGCUGUUGUCGCCAGCAAUGCGUCCCGUUUGAGUUUGUUGCGCGCCGAGACGCAGCUGUCGGUGCCGCCGGUGCGUGUUUGUUAUGCCUACGAUGCCCAAAUGUUGCAGCAUUUCAAUUUGCACGAUGCCACCCAUCCGGAGCAGCCGAUGCGCAUACGUCAGAUCCAUCAGAUGCACGAGGACUAUCAGCUGCUGGAUCGGAUGCAGCAGCUGGCGGCGCGCGCCGCCACCACGGACGAGGUGUGCCUGGCCCAUACGCGCGCCCAUGUCAAUUCGGUGCGUCGCCUGCUGGGUCGCAGCGUUGAGGAACUGCAGCAAGUGGGCGCCGGCUACAAUUCGGUGUACCUGCAUCCGCGCACCUUCGAGUGCGCCAUACUAGCCUCCGGCGCCGUACUCCAGGCGGUCGAUAGCGUACUGCGCGGCCAAUCCCGCAGCGGCAUCUGCAAUGUUCGACCGCCGGGCCAUCACGCCGAACCGGAUCAGCCGCACGGCUUUUGCAUAUUCAAUAAUGUGGCCAUUGCGGCCCAGUAUGCGAUACGGGAAUAUGCACUCGAGCGCAUCCUCAUUGUCGACUGGGAUGUUCACCAUGGCAACGGCACACAGCACAUCUUUGAGUCCAAUCCCAAGGUGCUCUACAUAAGUGUUCAUCGCUACGAGCAUGGCGCCUUCUUUCCCAAGGGUCCCGCCGGCAACUACGAUGUCGUGGGCAAGAAUGCCGGCCGUGGCUUCAAUGUCAAUAUUCCCUGGAAUAAGAAGGGCAUGGGCGAUCUGGAGUACGCAUUGGCCUUUCAGCAGCUAAUCCUGCCCAUCGCCUACGAGUUCAAUCCGCAGCUGGUGCUCGUCUCGGCCGGCUUCGAUGCGGCCAUUGGGGAUCCGUUGGGCGGCUGCAAGGUGACACCGGAGGGCUACGGCCUGUUCACCCAUUGGCUGUCGGCCUUGGCCGGCGGUCGGAUCAUCGUCUGCCUGGAGGGCGGCUACAAUGUCAACUCCAUAUCGUAUGCGAUGACCAUGUGCACUAAAACGCUGCUGGGCGAUCCGGUGCCGACGCCCCAAUUCGCAACGACCGCACACCAACGCUCACCGACGGUGGCCUUCCAGAGCUGCGUGGAGACGCUGCAGCUGUGCGUGGAACAGCAGCGUCAUCAUUGGAAGUCGCUCGUCUUUGGCUGCAAGCUGCCCCAAUUCGUUUUGGGCGAAAACAAUAACGAGGAUUUUCUUGCUGCUACCAUGGACCGAUUGAGUAUAUCAAAUGACGAUCCACUCGGCGCCGCCGGCGGCGAUAUCGACGCACAGCCCGAUCCCGGCCAGGACCGGCCCAGCGGCAGCAAGCCCAAAGUCAAGGUAAAAACGCUCAGCGAGUUUAUGGCCGAGCACAAGGAGGCGCUCGAGCAGCAGGAAAUGUUUGCCAUUUAUCCCCUCAAAAGCUGCCCACACUUGAGCCUGUUGCGUCCGGAGGAGGUGCCCAAAUCAAUAAAAACAAACGGCGCAUGCGGCGACUGCGCCUCAACGGUGGAGAAUUGGGUAUGCCUGAGCUGCCAGAGCAUCGGCUGCGGUCGCUAUAUCAAUGAGCACAUGGAACAGCAUUGCCGACGAGCCAAGCAUCCGCUGGUCUUGAGCUUCAGCGAUCUAUCCGUGUGGUGCUACGAGUGCAGCGCCUAUAUCGAUCAUCCGCUGCUCUAUGCCUAUCAGAAUCUGGCGCAUCUGGACAAGUUCCAGGAGCCGAUGGCCUGGACACAUGGCUGCAUGCAGCGCUCCGAUGGCUGCUAUCCGAUCGAGGCGGAGCAUCAGGACAACGACAGGAACAGCGACAGGGACAAGGACAAGGACAAGGACAAGGAUAGCGGCUCCAGCAAUACCAACAGCAGCAGCAUUGGCAGCGGCUACUACAUACAACUCGAGCGGAAUAACUGACAUUUGGUGGUGCGUGUGCUGGAUGCCAUUACGGAUUACAUGUGCACGCUGUGUCCGCCGCUGAGGCACAUACUCCAGCUGCUUGUGGAGCACAUGUGGCCGCUGCUGGAACGCAUUUACCUCAAGCUGAUUCAAUAUUUUCUGGCCCAUUGAGGCACACACGGCACACGCACACACCGACCGACCAGGCACACCACGCACCGCAUCUUCGCAUCCUGUUAACCUGUUGUACCUUGGCAUCCAGAAUAUUCUCCAUCCAAUAUCCAAAAUUCACACCGCUGAAGCUGAAGAAAUGUUGCCGCAUUAAAUUAAUUGUUUUUUUCCCCACAAAAGGGGGCGGCGGGGUGGGGCGUUCGCCAAAAAGGCUGCUGUGGCCCCCGAUUCCGCCGGCUGCAUCAGCUCCUGGGCGAGUGCCUUUCCCCAAUCCCCUUGCCCUUACAAUUACCUGUACCCAAUCCCCAACCGCCCCCAACAUAUUGUAUAUGCAUAUAGAGAUUGUUAAAAAAUCACAAAAAAAAAAAAAAAACCAAAAACAAAAAUGUUAUCACUAAUCAUUAAUUAACCAAGUACCAAGUAAUAAAACAAGCGAUCGAUAAGCAAUUUUUUGGCAUAAAAAAAAAAA